Molecule: messenger RNA, 2436 nt
Organism: Neocloeon triangulifer
Lineage: Eukaryota; Metazoa; Arthropoda; Insecta; Ephemeroptera; Baetidae
Product: UPF0047 protein YjbQ
Exons: 5
Coding region: 213-725 (170 amino acids)
Source: RefSeq, a predicted model, not a curated record
UCUGGAAGAACAGCCCAAAAGACGAGAUUCCGCCUGGUUGUGUGGAGAAAGACGCCCGUUUUCGGAACAAAUCUCGCGGCUGGAAGGCCAAAAAUGCGUCUGUAGUGCGGUGGUGUUGACAGACAUGCUCAGCGACCGCCGAUUGUGGUCUUAGCGUUGACAAGAGUGACAAAAACGGCCGCAUCCUGAGUCGGUCUUCGGGUCACGCCAACAUGGCUUCGUCCAACAGGGACAUUCAAAUGGGCUCGGCGUGGCUGCAGCGCAAAAUCAACCUGCGGCCCCAGCACCGAGGUGUCCACUUGGUCACUGACGAAAUCCUUAAGCCCAUCCCCGAGCUCUGCCAGUUUUCCGUGGGACUCUUCCAUGUACAAAUUCUGCACACCUCCGCAAGCCUGGCACUCAACGAAAGUUGGGACCCUGAUGUCAGGGAUGACAUGGAGAUGAUGCUGAAUAAGAUAGUGCCUGAGGGAAUGCCGUAUCGCCAUUCUUGUGAGGGUCCCGACGACAUGCCGGCCCACGUAAAGGCAUGUUUCCUGGGUUCCUCUCUGACCAUCCCCAUCACGGACGGCAAGUUGAACCUGGGCACCUGGCAGGGCAUCUGGCUGUGUGAGCAUCGGAACCACGCAGGCUCCCGCAAAGUGCUGGUGACCCUGAACGGGUGCAUGAGGGACUCAAGCCGCAGCCCGAUUUCGCCGGUCUCGCCAAUGGCCUCCACCAGCAGCUAAGGUGGCCUCGCACCAUUUAACUAAGCAGAUUAAGAAAAUGGGCUCACCGUGCAUUCCCAUGGUGCAGUUUAAGCUACCCCCUGCAUUUAUCGUUUCCUCGUUCUGUUCCAAGAGAAAAAAACACACUAAGUCGAGAACAAGCUUUUUUGGCUGCCACCAAUCAAGGGUCUGCACAGCACAAUGUAUGUAGGGAUGAGAUGACGGUCGGUUCAGUUGCCAAGGUGUUUUAAAACAGAGCUGCAAGGCAAUCAAAAGCACUACACGUCACAAUGCGAGCAAUGCCUAAGAACAAAUCCUGUCCGAAUGCUACAAUUCCAUCCAGUUUACGUUGGCUGAUGGCUUCUUAAGAUUAAAAAAAAUACAUGAUGAUGAUGAAAGAAAGAAAAAACGAAAAAUAAAUACUUAGCGUCACAGUAAUUCAUUAGGCACGAUUCAAAUCAAACAUUGACUUUUCUAUUGCUAUAACAAACUAAAAAUUAUUAUUGCAACAAAAUGAGGCAAACUUGGUUAAUGAAGACUCGUAUCUGUACUCGAUGCAGCUGUUGUUACCAGUUUAUACUAAAAGAUUUAUUCAUGAUUCUUGCCUUUGGAGUGGAGGUGUUGUUUUUUAUUCAGUUGGAGAGCUUUUGAAUGAGAGACGCUGAAUCAUUAUUUCUUGUUAACGCCGCUCAGUUUUUCAGUCAAAAUUUAAAUGAAUCCAUGUGUGUUUCAUAUUUCAAAAGAGAACUGGUGUGAGUGGGUUUUCACUGGUCCAAAUGAGAUAAUUAUAAGGCCUCUGUUAGCUCUCGCAUUAUUUCGUUUUGCCUAUAUUCCCGAGUAAGAAGCAUUCCUUUGUGAUAAUUUUGUUCAUUUACAUUUGUGUUGGGAAAACACAGUGAUAUUAUAAAUCGUUAUUUUAUCAGAGUUUAACCAGAUUGAGAACAAAUUAACUUAUUGAAAAAAGGACCACAAUUUUUUUAUGGUUUAGCAGUUAUACAAAGUGAUGUUAAUAUUUAUUUUGCGUUGGUUGCUCUGAUAUAAUUUCUAAUUAGUUAAAGUUGACAUGCACAUUCCAAUACUGCAAGCACUCAAAAGUCCCGUAUUUCAUUGUGACUUUGCCUCAUUUUCGCGAAAUACGGCAAGAUUUUUUGAUAAUAGACUACGAGUACUACCUACGUGCCAGCACUGUAAUUGCGUUGCGUGCCCCGAAACAAAUUUCUCAUAUAAUUUUGAAUGUUGUGUCCAUAGCUUAUGUGCAAUUGUCUUUCCUGUGAGUGUGCUACUUCUUCUUACACUUGCGUAGCGUGUAGUUGAUGAUCGAUUGAUGAUUUUUUAAAGACAAAACGGCAAAAGAGGAGCACAACAAGAAACUCAUAUUAAGGCUAUUAUUAUGAUUAUCAUUACGAUUCACUUACUAGUCUCUGUCCAAAGAUGUGAACGAGGCGUCGGGCGGCGUUGAGAACGCCGCCCGGUGGAGAAUCGCCACUCAAAAUACACACUUUUUGUAUAUUUAAAGAAAAAAAGAUGAGAUUUGAAAUGAUGGUGGCUGUCAUUGUAAAUUAUGAUUGACGUGCAUUCUUCGUUGCAACGAAGAUAGGUUGUUUUUUGUACAUAGUGUAAAUGUAAUAACUAAAAAGAAGAUGAAAAAACGGAGAACAUUGUAUGUAGUGUUUGCUGCCGCCGCUGCCAAUUGUUAAUUAUUUUUCACGGACACACAUACACACACACACAC